Suillus subaureus is the source of this 261-nucleotide messenger RNA. RefSeq lists its product as uncharacterized. The coding region runs from base 1 to 261 and encodes 86 amino acids. NCBI's taxonomy places the organism in Eukaryota, Fungi, Basidiomycota, Agaricomycetes, Boletales, Suillaceae. The record is from RefSeq and is a predicted model, not a curated record. The transcript has a single exon.
AUGCUACCCUUGACUUUUUCCGCUCAGAUCAUCUCAGGGAAUAUUCCAUGGAAAGAGAAAAACUCGAAUCACAUUGCCAUUGAGCUAUCAAGAGGAGCUACUCCUCUGCGUCCUGAGAACAUGCCUAAUGGUUCCUGGAGCUUGAUCAAAUGCUGCUGGUCUCUGGAUCCCACAAAUCAUCUGGAGACUGCACACAUCCUUGAUCAGUGCAGGAUUGAUGACUCACAGGUCUGGCAACCUGAGUAUUUCAUCAAUGGCUAA